UUUUAUCCGAAGUCUAGUUGAGAAACUUCUGCCCGUAGGAUAUGAGAUAGCCUGAUGCUACCAUUAUAUAUAGCAACUGCAGCUACACUGAGCUGAAUUAAAAGGCUGUAAUUGUAAGCAAAGGAAGAAGAAAGAAGAAAUGGCUUCCUUCAUGAUCUCUUCAGCCACUGUGGCCACCGUGAACCGCGCCAGCCUGGCUCAGGCCUCCAUGGUUGCCCCCUUCAAUGGCCUCAAGUCGACCUCAGCUUUCCCAGUUACCAGAAAGACCAAUGACAUUACUUCCAUCUCCAACAAUGGCGGAAGAGUCCAAUGCAUGCUGGUGUGGCCACCAUUGGGAAAGAAGAAGUUCGAGACCCUUUCUUACCUUCCACCACUCAACGAACAAGCUUUGUUGAAGGAAAUCAGUUACCUUCUCCGCAGCGGAUGGGUUCCCUGUAUAGAAUUCGAGUUGGAGCACGGCUUCGUCUACCGUGAGAACCACAGGUCUCCAGGAUACUACGAUGGACGCUACUGGACGAUGUGGAAGUUGCCGAUGUUCGGCUGCACAGAUCCGGCACAAGUGGCCAAGGAGAUCCAGGAAUGCAGGAAGGCUUACCCCAGUGCCUUCAUCCGAGUCAUUGGAUUUGACAACGUUCGUCAAGUGCAGUGCAUCAGUUUCAUUGCCUGCAGGCCACCAGGCUUCUAAGUUUAUUUCUUUAAACUGUACUGAGGCUGUCUCUGAACAUUUUAUUUUUAUUUUUUGUUUUUUGAGAUAAAUCUUCCCCUUUCUUUUCAAUUUCUGGUCCGGAUUCCGAUGGAAUGGGUGAGAAUUGUUGAAUAGAGGGUGGUUUCUCGCCAACUCUAUUUAUGUAUUCUUGUAUGAAUCUUCCUUUUUCUGUUUGUCUUUGAA
Molecule: messenger RNA, 889 nt
Organism: Mangifera indica (mango)
Lineage: Eukaryota; Viridiplantae; Streptophyta; Magnoliopsida; Sapindales; Anacardiaceae
Product: ribulose bisphosphate carboxylase small subunit, chloroplastic-like
Exons: 3
Coding region: 140-685 (181 amino acids)
Source: RefSeq, a predicted model, not a curated record